AACGACGAUGGCGCGAACAACUGGAACAAUGACGACAACGAUGAUGCCGGGGGCAACGGCAACAACGCCAAUGGAGACGACGCCAACAACAACGCCGAUGGAGACGACGCCAAUGGAAACGGAGGAGGCGAUGCCGUCCAAGCAGAACAAGCCGCAUACGCCAAUGCCGACGACGACGUCUUUCACUGGAACUCCAAUGUCGGGUUUGACGGAGUCAGUGUCAUGCCAAUCUCCUGCAUCAACUACAACGGCGGACAAAUGAUCAAGUUUCAGCUGUUUGACUCUGAGAACAGCUACCAAUGCCACUUCUCGGAAAUCGCAACCUUUGUCGUCUCGAUUGCUCACUACAUGAGAGGAUAUUUCAACUAUCAGGCUUUGGUCAAUGGCAAGGACUUUGAACUGCCGGCUGAUGCUGGAUAUCUGAACUGUGUCAUGCUGCAAGAAACAAUCCAAAACGAUUCUCCCCUCUACGCCAAAAUCGGAUGCGUCGAUCGGGAAACUUUCACCUCCACAAAGUUGCAGCUUCAUCUAUACCUUAACAAGGCAAAUGGAAACUGGUACGACGAUUACUACAUUAGCCAAAAUGGGCAAAAGAAUGGGGGAAACAAUGAUGAUGAUGGAAACGAUGCCUAUCAACAAGCCAAUGAUGAUGUGAAUCGAGAUGACGACUGGUAUUACUAUCAUUACGACGGUCAAAACUACAACGCCUUUGUCAAUGAUGAUGACUACUACAGCGCAAAAGACGAUGACAGCAACAACAACGUCAACCAGUACUACUACCAGUACGAUGGCAAUGACGGUUACUACAACGAUGAUGGUGGUGGCCGACGAAUGCGACAUCGAAUGCUGGAGUUGGCCGAGAAGGAAGCGCCCCUUGCUUCAGUCGAAGCAGCCGCCCCCGGUCAAUUAGAAGCCUACAAUGCAGAGUUCUGGGGCGAAUACAAUGAGCUUCAAGCAAGUCGGUCGCUGUAUGAAAACAACUACGAUGUUGGAGACUGGAACAUGUGCCAGCGUAUCUACAAGUAUGGGGUUUGGUGUGACGAAGAGUGCCGAGCCCUCGAUUUCUUCCGAACGGACCAAUGGUCUGCAUCGGACAUAUUCCUACUGUCAAUCAUGUGCACGUUUGUGACGGCAAUGAUGCUCCUCGUGGUCGCAAAACGACUGAAAGCACAACAAAAAGCAAAAAUAUACGGGGAAGAGCAGCCUAUGCCCGGUUUGCCACCGCUGGCAAUGGCGCUCAUAUUCUUUGUCAUCAUGUUCGUGGUUGUGGCAUUGGCAAAACUGCGGUUUGUCAACGAAACCCUUGUAUUUGCAGUGGUGACCUGCAUCCUUUUGUUCAUUUACGUGUUGCGUUUGACCCUGUUCGAAAGCCCGCGCCCAGUACUGCUCGCUGCUCCCAGCUACUUCGAGCGCUACGACGAAAAAAAUUUCGGACAAGCCUCCUAUUGA
This is a messenger RNA of Seminavis robusta, 1449 nucleotides long. Lineage: Eukaryota; Bacillariophyta; Bacillariophyceae; Naviculales; Naviculaceae. The record is from the annotation of a GenBank genome assembly.